AUGAUACAAGCUAGACCUAUUACACGCGAUCUAUUUAUACGUUAUGCAAGGUGCUAUAAGCAUGAGUUUCUCAAGGAUUUCUUUCUUUCUACUGGUCAACUUCAUGAUGUUGCCUACUUGUUGUGGAAAGAAUCAUGGGAAUUAGCAAAGAAUCCAAUGGCAACUAGAGGAUCUCCACUUCAUACUCCACGUAUAAAACUCAUUGAAAAAGCUCAAAAUCUUUUUGCUGAAACUAAGGAACAUGUUUUUGAGUCAAAAGCUGCUGAAGAACAUGCUAGAUUAUUACGAUUAGUUGGUUACAGAUGCCUAUCAGACUGUUUCUUCUUGAGGUCUAUCUUACUUCCACCUUCUCAUCUUAAUUAUAAGAUACAGGGGAAAGCUUUAAAACUCAGGCAUUUAUGGCGGUGGAGGUCUUGUUGA
Messenger RNA from Lactuca virosa, 420 nucleotides. Lineage: Eukaryota; Viridiplantae; Streptophyta; Magnoliopsida; Asterales; Asteraceae. The record is from the annotation of a GenBank genome assembly.